GCAAAGGAACUUGGUAUUUUGUUUGGCUUCUCAGCAAUGAUUUGGAACUGUCAUUUGUAUGUGUAAAUAUACACAAUUGCAAUACAUGUAUUCGGAACCAUGAGUAUAUAUUUCGAAUAUGUGUUCAUCAAAACAGAAUCGGCUACAACAACAGCAAAUACUAAAAUUAUCCUCUAAAUAUAACUUAACACGUCACGGAUUGUAUUCAAAAGAAGAGGAGAAAGGGAUAGGACAGAAAGGAACAGUAUAUACCUCAACCAUAAUACCUGUAAAAUUGUGACGAACAAGUUGGCAAUAAUACAUCAAUUGUGUGCUGUUGAAGUCGCGUUCGUUGUUGGAAGUGAGGAUUAGGAAACUGCAAAAGGAAGAUGUGAUAGAGAUCAAGCUUGUAACUGGACCGCUCCCAUCUUCCAAUUUGCAAUACAACGCAGAAACUUUAUUAAGUGGCUAAAUAUACAUGAUUUGCAGACACAAACUUUUAAUUCAUUGGUCUUUGCAAAUUCAUGAUUAAUCUUAACUGUGCAACAACUAGCAUGCAUUUGUAAACAAAAAAAAUUGGAUGUCACCAAAAUGGAAUGCUCUUUCUGUUGUAUUUAUUAGCAGAUAGUGUAAUUUUAUUUCAUUUCUUGAAAUUUGACGAAUCUACUGGUACUACCCAUUUAUUAGCAACAAAUGAACGCUUUCAAAUCAUUUUUCUCUGGGUCUAGUCUAGAUAAUAAAUAGCCGAUCACGACCUGGUGCUAAAAGUGCAAGCACCUUACGACUCCUAUCGCAUACACAUUUGUAAACAAACAGAAGAUCAGUGCAAUCGUGGGUCACUUGGCAAUCGUUGGCUCACUUGGCAAUCGUUGGCUCGCCCUUCUGCUGCUUGCAAUCUUUCCAGCGUCCGGUCUACAGGUCUAUCAGCUUCGAUGGAAUCAAUAUUGAAAUCACUUUAUCUUUCUGAUCUAACUCUCCUUGAGUUAGCUGGUGCAAUGAGGCGUGAAAUGGAUAGAGGAUUGGCAGCAAAAACAAAUGAAGGAGCAGAGAUGAGAAUGCUGCCAACUUAUGUGACUGGAACUCCUGAUGGAACGGAGGACGGUGAAUUCUUGGCAUUUGAUCUCGGAGGAACAAAUUUUCGAAUAUUACUUGUUAAACUCGUCGCUGGUGAACACAAAAAUAUAACCAUGAAUAGUCAGAUAUAUCAUAUUUCACAGGAAUUAAUGACUGGAACCGGUGCCCAGCUUUUUGACCAUCUUGUGGAAUGUUUGUGGGAUUUCCUCUCGGAACGCGAAAUAAAAUCUCAGCUUCUGCCUAUUGGAUUCACUUUUUCUUUUCCUUCUAAUCAUUUAGGAAUUGAUAAGAACAUUUUACUUUGUUGGACGAAAGGUUACACAGCAAGUGGUAUGGUUGGUGAAGAUAUUGGAAAAUUAUUGAACGAAGCAAUAGAUAGGAAAUCAAAAACACGACCCCUGAAUUUUGACUUGAAAAUAAUGGCAAUUAUGAAUGAUACAGUUGGAACUGUGGUCUCAUGUGGUUAUGAUGACAAUGAUACUUGCAUGGGCAUGAUAGUUGGAACUGGUACAAACAUGGCAUACAUGGAAAAACAAGAAAAUAUUGAAUUACUAAAGAAGAAGACGCCGGCAAGUGAGAUGUGCAUCAAUGCAGAGUGGGGAGCAUUUGGUGAUAAAAGUGAAAGUCUCAAAGCAAUCAGAACGGAAUAUGAUAUUUACAUUGAUGAAAACUCACCAAAUAAAGGACAAUAUAUAUUUGAUAAAAUGAUCAGUGGAAUGUACAUGGGUGAACUACUUCGUUUGAUAAUUGUCAAACUCAUUUCAAAUGGUGAAAUAUUUGAAGAAAUUGCUCCGGACAGCAAGAUAUUCAGUCCUGGAUUGUCUGCAGCAUUUGUUUCACAUAUAGUCAAUUUUAAUAACGACAACGAUCAAAUUCGUCAAUAUGUGGCAAGAUUUGGAUUGAUUGCCAGUGAUGAAGACUGCAAUAAACUUGUUCAGCUCUGCGAAGCGAUAUCCAAACGAGCUGCCUAUCUAUGUGCAGCAGGUGUCGUAACUGUUGCUCAGAAAAUUGCGGAAAACAGAGGACCAGAUGCUAAAAUGACAAUUGGCGUUGAUGGAUCUGUGUAUAGGAAACAUCCAACGUUUGCCAAACUUCUUCAUUCAAAAGUCAGGGAUCUUGGAGGCGACUUGAAUGUAACGUUCCAUGAAACGACGGAUGGUAGCGGACGUGGCGCUGCACUAGUGGCAGCUGUUGAAUGCAGACUACAAAAUAUACGUACGAAAGUGCCCAAUCAAACUGAAGAAUAAGAACAAAGAAAUUGAAAUGGAGAUUGGUAUAAUAAAUCGUCAAAUGAAGAUUUGCAAAUUAUAAUCAUAUGUGAUAUAGUUCAUUCCCAAUUUCAAAUAUUGUUCUUUUGGUACUUAUUUUGAUCACAAAAUUGAUAUUAGAUAUGCUAUGAAAAAUCCUAGCAACACUCUAACUACAAUUCUAGACACGCCUUAGAUACAUUGGAAGAGCUUUGUUGUUUUUUCGCACCGGAAUUAACCUAACCUAUUUGAUUGUUUUUUUUCAAUUGGUGGGCAGUCUAAUUACUGCUACAUUCGUUAACUUUUGCCUAUUUGGACUUGUAAGUGUGCAAUUCUAGGAGACUAAGUCUUUUACCAUUAUGUUGCAAUUUCGGUGUAUGAUGAAUAGGUCCACAUGUGGCCCGCUGCUUCAUUAUAUGUGGCCCCCGUUGUAUUUGCGAGAAAGUGAACAAAAAAUCCCAUUUGGUGUAGUUUCACCAUAAAAAUAACCAGAAGAUGCCACAUUGCUUGCUUGAUAUGCCUGCAAGUUGUGUUGGUGACAGUCUAGAAUGGCAUUUUUCCCCUCUGACACUUUCUUCAUUAUGAAGAGUUUGAAAUCUUACACUAAACGUAUAUAUAGUAAGAUUUUUGCAGGUUUUAGUGAGUUUUUUUAGUGAAUUUUGCAUGUUUUAGCUCGA
This is a messenger RNA of Styela clava, 2977 nucleotides long. RefSeq names its product hexokinase-4-like. Gene Ontology annotation, cellular component: cytosol; mitochondrion. Gene Ontology annotation, molecular function: ATP binding; D-glucose binding; glucokinase activity. The record is from RefSeq and is a predicted model, not a curated record. Gene Ontology annotation, biological process: carbohydrate phosphorylation; glucose metabolic process; glucose 6-phosphate metabolic process. NCBI's taxonomy places the organism in Eukaryota, Metazoa, Chordata, Ascidiacea, Stolidobranchia, Styelidae.